AUGAUGAAAAGAGUUGUACUUUUAAUUUUUCUCUUUCUACUUUGUGCUGAAAUAAGUCUAACUCUAAGGAACGAAAAUGGGGAAACUCGACCGAAGGAUGGCAUGUUUGUCCAAAUUGAUAGAGAUAUGAAUGAGCCACCUUACUCGGUCAUUAAUGUUUACUACACCGAGUCGCUUAUGAACGAAGAUUUAGUAAAAGAAAUAGAAAACAACAGGAAAAUGGAGCAAAACAAAAUGAAGAAUUAUUUCAGGAAGAAUUUGACAGGCAACAAAUAUUUCAUGGAUUACUCGAAAAAACAAAGGGAACAAAUGGAGUCACUACUCGAUCUGAGUGGAUAG
Plasmodium cynomolgi strain B is the source of this 339-nucleotide messenger RNA. RefSeq lists its product as hypothetical. The record is from RefSeq and is a predicted model, not a curated record. NCBI's taxonomy places the organism in Eukaryota, Apicomplexa, Aconoidasida, Haemosporida, Plasmodiidae. The transcript is spliced from 6 exons. The coding region runs from base 1 to 339 and encodes 112 amino acids.